This is a messenger RNA of Geodia barretti, 1377 nucleotides long. NCBI's taxonomy places the organism in Eukaryota, Metazoa, Porifera, Demospongiae, Tetractinellida, Geodiidae. The record is from the annotation of a GenBank genome assembly.
CUGGCCGGGAGCCGGCACAGGGCGAAGAGGGAGGGAGACGGGGUGUCUCAGUCACGCCAGACGACUCUCGCCGGGGCGAACGACGCGGCGCCCAGCGCCGUGCUGACCGACCGGGAGAGCGGGGGGACGGUAGAACUGCCCGUCCUCGAGGGGACGAUGGGCCCCCCGGUGAUCGAUAUCCGCUCGCUCUACGCCGGCACGGGCAAAUUUUCCUACGAUCCCGGCUACACUGCGACCGGCUCCUGCAAGUCGAAGAUCACCUAUAUCGACGGCGAGCAAGGCGUACUGCUGCACCGCGGCUACCCCAUCGACGAGCUGGCGGAACAGAGCGACUUUCUCGAGGUCUCCUACCUGCUGCUCCACGGCGAGUUGCCGAAUGCGGCGGAGAGGGAUCGCUUCGUCAACACCAUCACCAAGCACACGAUGGUGCACGAGCAGAUCAACUAUCUCUACCGGGGGUUCCGGCGCGAUUCUCACCCGAUGGCGGUGAUGAUCGGCGUGGUCGGUGCGCUCGCCGCCUUCUAUCACGACACCACCGAUAUCGACGACGCGAAGCAGCGCAUGAUCGCCUCGCACCGGCUGAUCGCGAAGAUGCCGACCUUCGCGGCGAUGGCCUACAAGUACAGCAUCGGGCAGCCGUUCGUUUAUCCGCGCAACGACCUCACCUACGCCGAGAACUUCCUGCACAUGAUGUUCGCGGUGCCGUGCGAGGACUAUCAGAUCAACCCGAUCCACGCGCGCGCCAUGGACCGCCUCCUCAUCCUCCACGCGGACCACGAACAGAACGCCUCGACAUCGACGGUGCGCCUCGCCGGCUCAUCCGGCGCCAACCCCUACGCCUGCAUCGCGGCCGGCAUCGCGACGCUCUGGGGGCCUGCCCAUGGCGGCGCCAACGAGGCGGUGCUCCAGAUGCUCGAAGAGAUCGGCACGGUCGAAAGCAUCUCGACCUUCAUCGGGCGGGCCAAGGACAAGGACGACCCCUUCCGGCUCAUGGGCUUCGGCCACCGGGUCUACAAGAACUACGACCCACGCGCGACGGUCAUGCGGGAAACCUGCCACGAGGUGCUCGACGAUCUCGGUCUCAGCGACGAGCUGCUCAAGAUCGCGAUGGAGCUGGAGCGGAUCGCGCUUGAGGACAAGUAUUUUGUGGAGCGCAAGCUCUACCCCAACGUCGAUUUCUACUCGGGCCUUAUCUUGCAGGCUCUCGGUAUCCCGACGCACCUCUUCACGGUGAUCUUCGCGCUGGCGCGCACCGUCGGCUGGGUCGCCCAGUGGAACGAGAUGAUCGAAGAUCCGGAGCAGAAGAUCGGCCGGCCGCGCCAGCUCUAUACCGGCCCGGCCCAGCGCAGUUUCGUCCCGUUGAGUGAGCGGGCUUAG